UUGUUUUCCGAGAGAAUGCGGGGCGGCGGCGGCGGUUCCGGGCUUGGGUUUCGCGGCGUGGUGGUGGAGGAGGAAGGGGAGGAGGUGGUGUCGGCGCCGGAGAGGCCAAUGCGGCGCCGCCGCCGACGGUGGGGGAUGGAGGUGGAAGACGGCUACUCGCCGAGCUCCACGGGCGGCGGCGGGAGCAGCUGCUGCGACUCCUUCGGCUGCGACUCGCCUUUGGCUGGGUUCGUGCGCCCAGAUGGUGACCCAGACACAGAUCUGGAGACAGAUGGGUUGGCCACUUCCUCCUCCAGUGCCUUCACGGAGCGGCAGGACGACGAGGAGGUGCUGUGCGGGGUGAAGGAAGAGGAGUGGGCGAAGGUACAAGAACCGGCCAAAAAUCCGGCAGGCCGUUCCACCCCAGAAUGCCACAACCAGCGGCACCGAACGGAGGCUACUGUUCUUUUGCACGGUAGGAAGGGGUCAAAACAGCGACCAGCCUCGCUCGACUUCGGUAGCCCUGGGUUCCAUGGAGCCACAUUUUCACCGAAUUUCGUGGUUGGUGGUGUGGGUUUGAUGAACAAGGGACUUGUAGCAUCACACAUCAGGUCAGACGUGUUUCAUAGUCCUGGAACACCGAACUAUCCGUGGCACCGUGCAUCAGUGUUGGGGUUCCAGAAAGGGUGGUGCUCUGAGAGAGUGCCGCAUCCUUCCAAAGGAAGUAGGAGGUACCCUGGGAGCAGCAUGGCAUUUCCUUACAGCAAUGGGAGGACAUUGCCCUCAAAAUGGGAGGACGCAGAGAGGUGGAUCUUCAGUCCUAAUUCCAGUGAAGCUCUUGGAAGAAGCACGGUUGCUCAUGCUCGGCGACCAAAGUCUAAAAGUGGCCCCUUGGGACCUCCGGGAAGACUUGGCGGACAGUAUUCAUCUGUUUCUUCAGUGUCGGUGCUUGACAGUGGGAGAGCUGGACCUAUUACAUCAAAUUCACCUUUCGUGGCAGGAGUACUAAUGCCGGAACAUGUUUGUGGAGGGAAAAAUGCAAAUGGAACGUGUUCGGGUAGACCAGCUGGUGAUGAAACCACCAUUGGAAGCAAUGUCAGGUUUUAUCCACCAAAUGGUGGAUCUCAUGCUAUUCGAUCUUCCAGAGUUCGUCGUCGAUUAGAUGCUGCCAUUGAGUCAUCUGCUUCAUUGCCUAGCACCCGAGAAUCUAUCCAAGGUGAGCAGGUUGAAAUCACAGAAGAUUCAGCUACUACUUUUGCCUCGAUGAUUUCCAGGAAAGAUGCUGCAACUCAAACUAGCCCAGAGCUAAGUAGGUCCUCUUCGCCCAACAGACCAACAUUUACCUGUUCACUGUCGAUGCAACAAGUCAAAGAGAGUGAGAGCUGUUUCUCGGAUCUUGAGAUCAGGGAUGUUCAGAUGGAUGAUCGAGUGACUCUGACUAGGUGGUCAAAGAAAAAUGUAACACGGUCAUCUAACAAGAAUUCAACAAACGUAAUAGAGUGGAAGGAAAAGACAGUUGAAUCAAAAUCUUCAUCCUGGGGCUUUGCCGAAGCAAAGUGCAUAUCUAAGAUUGAGAGAGAGGAUGCAAAAAUUACCGCAUGGGAGAAUAUUCAAAAGGCAAAAGCUGAGGCAGCAAUUCAGAAGUUAGUGAUUAAGCUCGAGAAGAAAAGAUCAUCUUCGCUGGACAAGAUUUUGAACACCCUCAAGUCUGCUCAAAGAAAAGCACAGGUGAUGCGUGAGCGUGAUGCAGCAACAGCAAAGCAAGAUGAAAAAGGCUCUAGGAAGGCAAAAAAGACAGCACAGCUUAGCAAGAAUGGCCAAAUCAGUUCAUUGAGUGGCUGCUUCACUUGCCAUGCUUUCUGAUACAUGUGCUUCCACUCCACAAUAGAGAAUUGGAACCCGAGGAAUUCCUUUGUAUUCUCUACAUCAAAAUCAGGGUGAAGUUCAUAGAUCCAUCACAUUUCAGUACAUAAUAGCGAUACAUCUGCAUCUGGAGCUUACUUAAAUCUUCAGAAGAUGCUAGCUGCAGCUGAUAUGAUAGGGACCAUGCAUUAUCUACAGUGCUGCUCUGUGUUAGUUUCGAUUCUACCAAGGGGACAAAAGAAAAUGGAGCCACGAACGAAAGGGGGAACGGUUCUGCAAACACCCCAUGUGCCUGGUUGAUGCUCGGCAUAACGAUAAAGGCCUCCUUUAUCAUUGUUCCAGUACCUAGCCAGCCUUGUAUGCUGUAGCUAGGUACUGUGAGUCUGCGAGCGAUGUGCCUGCCAAAGCCGAUAUGGAUCAUAUGAAGUGCAAUUCCAGAUCAACAGACAACAGAAUCUUCAGGUAUGAGGAGUAAGCACGGCCUGCUUGUGCUGGUGAGUAGAGUACCCUGCUGGGUGUUGGAGCGGAACCAAGCUGCUUUGCUGCUUUUGUUUGGUACAGUGCUUUACGAGCAUGCGAUGGUGGUGGCUACUUGCAUCUGCUUUCAGCAGCGUCGGUGUGUAUCCUCCUUUGGGAAUAUGAGAUGUUUGUUUGGCCUGGAUGCUUUGGAAUAUCUUUGCACAUGUACAUAUAUGCCUUCGCGUUACAGCAUUUUUUUGUAUGCUGAAUUGUUGUGGGUGUCAUUUACAGCAGCACUACAUUCAUCUGGAAUGAGUGGUUUCUUCAACAUAUUCUUCACACGCUUGGGUGGCAUAUUUUACAUUAUCUUUCAGUGGGCCAUUUGGUCGGACAGGAUAAGAUAAACUUUUGACAAGGCUA
Panicum hallii is the source of this 2721-nucleotide messenger RNA. RefSeq lists its product as uncharacterized. The coding region runs from base 16 to 1842 and encodes 608 amino acids. The transcript has 8 exons. NCBI's taxonomy places the organism in Eukaryota, Viridiplantae, Streptophyta, Magnoliopsida, Poales, Poaceae. The record is from RefSeq and is a predicted model, not a curated record.